Ostrinia nubilalis (European corn borer) is the source of this 1757-nucleotide messenger RNA. RefSeq names its product hemicentin-1-like. The transcript has 10 exons. NCBI's taxonomy places the organism in Eukaryota, Metazoa, Arthropoda, Insecta, Lepidoptera, Crambidae. Gene Ontology annotation, molecular function: protein binding. The record is from RefSeq and is a predicted model, not a curated record. Gene Ontology annotation, cellular component: neuron projection. The coding region runs from base 105 to 1616 and encodes 503 amino acids.
GAAACUCCAUAUUCGCGAGUGGACACAGUGUGUCGCGACAGCCGGGUGAAAUAUCACGGGCUCCUAAUUUUUGUGAAUAUUAAAUAUGAGAAAUUAGGCACAAAAUGAAGUGGGUAUUCUACGUAGUCGUCUUUGUUUACAUGUUCUACAGAGCAGUUUAUGGCGCUAAAGUCAAGGAAAUAAAUAGUCUAUCAGUUGAUCCCGUAGAGUAUGAAAAAUAUGGGAAUUACUUUCUGCCCGGUUCGGUCAAAACGAUAGCUUGUAAAUAUUCGAAUAAAAAUCAACAGGUGGAAUGGAUAGAUCCUUCAGGCAAGCCUAUAUCUCAGGUAAAAACGAACAGGAUUUUUGCGCAAAAGCAUCUCUCCCAGAUGCUUCAUGGAGACAGGAUACCGUCCCUGCUCCUGGCUUUCACAGACGCCUGGGUGGAGGACAGCGGCGAAUACGAGUGCCGGUCUGGAGACUUGUCUGAGACGAUAUCUAUUUGUGUCAUUGACCCCCUAACAUUCGUGGAUACUCCAGCUGAAGUCAGUGUGGACGAGGGUCGAUCUUACACGCUGACGUGCGAGGCGAGGGGACAGCCUGAGCCCAGGCUCGUUUGGACAUGGAAUGGAGAGGAAAUCGCAGACGAUAACAACUCUACGAAGUACAAAGUGAUGACGAAGUUCAACAAUCAGGGCUUCCAAGGGAUGCUGACCGUGAUGUCGGUAGAGGCGUCAGACGCCGGCGUGUACGCAUGCGAGGCCAUCCAGGAACACGAGGAUAUGGAGGACUGCAGCGUCUCCAAGACCUGGAACAUCACUAUGAAUGUCAAUUAUGCUCCUGUAUUCGUGGAUGGCAAUGAAACGGUGUUAUUCGCUAAAAUAAACGACAGUGUCGAAUUCGAGUGUGAAGCAAGCGGUUACCCCGUGCCUACAUACAGAUGGUUUUAUGAGCUUCAAGAGCAAACAUUAUUGAACUACCCUCCAGAAAAGGUCAUAUUAUCGGACGAUGACACAAAAAGCAAAGUGACCAUAACUGCGAAUGCACUGACUUAUGGGGUCAAAUACGUGUGCGAGGCGAAAAAUAAUUUUGGUGAAAUGUCAAAAACUUUUUCUGUUCUGAAGUUAGAGAAGCCUAGAAAACCUAGUGAGAUAAACGUCUACAAUGCUACUGCGAAUCAAGUGGAAUUAACCGUAGUUUGGCCUGUGGAACUCGCCUUUCCAAUAAACAUAAUGGAAGUCCAGUAUUUGAACGCUGACGGACUUAAGUCUACGAGGGUAAAAGAAAGCGACUGGAAAUCAUCGAAACCAAUCAAGUACGUGGUUGAAGAAAUUGACAACGAUGGAGUUGCCAAGGUCAAGAUUGACGAGCUAGAGCCUGAAACUGAGUACCUGAUUCGUCUUCGGGGUGUGAAUGGACUUGGCUCUGCUCCAUGGUCAGCCCCAGUUCUAGCCUCAACCACUGCUGAAGAAGAAGAAACCACAGAAGAAGGUUCAGGAGAUGAAGACGAUGAGCCUAAGUCAGCGAAAGAUGCAGUAGAGGAAGCGCGAACGGAUACCAUGUUUUAUGGAAUAUUUUUUGCUGGUGGAAUAUUUGUCAUAGCAUUUGCUUGUAUGGUAUUCAUGAGAUUAGUUUAAAACAAUCAAAAUUUAAGUUUUGUAAGUCAUGUAAAUUUUUGACUGAAAAAUGUGUAAGUUAUAUUCUUAAAGAUAUUGUUAACUAUUGAAUUGUAAUAUUGAUGAAGACCGUUCCAAAUUAAAUAACUGUUGAAUUUCUUA